AUGGGAAAGAACCCUAGAUCAAGACGGACCCAGCGUCGCCCGUCGUCACCGCUCCGGUCGGCGCCUCCUCUGCGCUGCUGGAGCUCGCUUCUUCAUCCUUCUUCCAUCUCCUUUCGGCAUCUGCGAGACCAGCCGUUAUAUCGCGAGGCACGCGAGUUCCUCCCGUCCAGCGCUGGCGUCUUUCUACCGUCACCGCCGCUGCCCGCGACUAGCCGCCGCCUCGCUGGCUGUCCGGCUGGGCACUGCGGAUCGCUGCUGCUGCCUCUGGUCCCGUCGUCACUGGCGUCGCGCCGUCGAAGAGGGAGAGGAAGCAUCGCCUCCCUCUCUCCCUACACCCACAGCUCCGCUCCGCCGCACCGCUGGCCCUCCGUCGAGCUGCGGUUCCGCUUGCUGCGAUCCCAGCCGGCGUCGCCUGGGUGCGCCGCCAAGGCAGCCACCAUCCACCAAUCGGCCCUAAAGGUGUGCCUGAUUCUGCAGAACGUUGGGAGGGAAUUUGCAGAAGCCCUUGCUUCUUUUUGGCAAGGAGCUGGGGAAAAAGCUGGCCGUAGGUUAGCUCGUUUCGAACAAAAGGCUGAGCUAAGGGUUUGGGCCUAAGGAGAAAGCCCACAAGUGCAAGCUACAUAGCACAUGAUCCCUUAAGUUCUUGGCCCAUACUUGUGUGUUCUUUGUAAUAGCAUUCAAGAUUCUUUUUAUAUAAACUCAUAGACCCACACGUAAUUAUGUAAGUUAACGCGUGGUUUUGGGGUAUAGUCGAACAUUUUAGUUCGGGAAUAAAUUCUUUAUAUUUUCCUCGA
This is a messenger RNA of Salvia splendens (bonfire salvia), 794 nucleotides long. RefSeq lists its product as uncharacterized. The transcript is spliced from 4 exons. The coding region runs from base 1 to 594 and encodes 197 amino acids. NCBI's taxonomy places the organism in Eukaryota, Viridiplantae, Streptophyta, Magnoliopsida, Lamiales, Lamiaceae. The record is from RefSeq and is a predicted model, not a curated record.